This is a messenger RNA of Pocillopora damicornis (cauliflower coral), 471 nucleotides long. Its product is annotated as polyunsaturated fatty acid 5-lipoxygenase. Gene Ontology annotation, molecular function: oxidoreductase activity, acting on single donors with incorporation of molecular oxygen, incorporation of two atoms of oxygen; metal ion binding. Gene Ontology annotation, biological process: lipid oxidation. NCBI's taxonomy places the organism in Eukaryota, Metazoa, Cnidaria, Anthozoa, Scleractinia, Pocilloporidae. The record is from RefSeq and is a predicted model, not a curated record.
AUGGUCAGUAUUACCAUACUACUACGCAGAAAGCUUCUUGGUGUAUAUAGCAGGCGGCCAUCGAAGCACGAAGCCUUCAUUGACGAAAAGACUGAGUGGAUAAGUGACAGGUUCUUCACUCAACAGCGUCUGGCAGGAGUCAACCCUAUGUCACUGAGACGAGUGACUCUCGAACAUGAAUCCUUCCUUUAUCCUCGUCCAGGUCCAGUAGGGUUGGAUUGGGACACACUCUAUAACACACUGAAUCCAAAAUUUGACUGGGAAGGUGCUGUACAAAAAGCUUUGGGAAGCGAUGACACAUUACGAGAGUGGGACACACUCUCUCCCAUUGCUCUGUUUGCGUCUAAGCAAGAUUUCCUAACAAAAACCAAUGAUCUUGUCCCUGUAGCCAUCCAAAUGGACUACACUCCAGAUUCAGGACCUAAGUUAGUUGAACGGUAUUGUGCUAUCAUGCUCAUAAAAUUGGAAUAA